Bathycoccus prasinos is the source of this 1563-nucleotide messenger RNA. RefSeq lists its product as hypothetical. NCBI's taxonomy places the organism in Eukaryota, Viridiplantae, Chlorophyta, Mamiellophyceae, Mamiellales, Bathycoccaceae. The record is from RefSeq and is a predicted model, not a curated record. Gene Ontology annotation, molecular function: nucleosome binding; protein binding. Bases 1 to 1563 code for a protein of 520 amino acids. Gene Ontology annotation, cellular component: ESC/E(Z) complex. The transcript has a single exon. Gene Ontology annotation, biological process: negative regulation of transcription by RNA polymerase II.
AUGAAUUCACCCGCGAGAAAGAUUUUAAAAAAGCGAACGCAAGAACUGGGAAACAUUUCAAACCAAUCGGACUUGCAUCGGUUUCGCAAGGAUUUACUCAAAAAGCUCGAGAUGAAAACGGUGAUUAAAGAAAACCACGAGAGAGCGAUCGAGGAGAUGCAAUAUAACUUUACCACGAGCUUCAACUCGAAAUGUUCGAACUUAUUCGCCUCGGUCGGCGCGGACAUGCUCACGGUGUACGACGACAAUCACUUCGGGGAUCACGUGGCGUUGGUGUGUCAGUUUAAAAAUACAGAAAAUCUAGAGGCGAAGACGAAAGGAGGACCGUUGUAUUGUUUAUCUUGGGUGGACGCGAAAAGAAGCGAACACGAACAAGGCGACGCCUUGAUUGCAGUCGCAGGAGAGGAUAUGGUGGUUUCUAUCGUUUCCGUGAGUGAAUCCGCAGUCGUGCAGAUUUUGCGAGGCGGACACGCGAAAGCGCCGAUAACCGGUCUGGCGACGAACAAAAACUUGAGCGAUAUCGUCGUGUCUUUGUCGGAAGAGGAGCAAAAAAUAUGCAUGUGGAGUUUAAAGGAAAACAGAGUGAUUGCUGAAAUUAUAAACGUUGGGAUUGGGUGUAAAACGAUGACGUUGUUGGAAGACGGGAGUUUGGUGUGCGGCUUUAAAACCGGGUCCAUCGGGAAGAGAUUUACGAACUUUAUCUCCCUCGUUUCUUCCGUCGUCGCAAAUAAUGAUAUUACUACUACUACUGCUACUACUUAUCCGAAGAAGAUGAGUUCCGUGGACGCAUCGAAAGAUUCGAAAUGUUACGCGACGGUGAAUUUUGGGUUUGGCCAAGCAUCCGCGAAAUCCAAAUCCAUCGGCAUCGAUUGCAUCCAAAGCUUCGAGGAAGAUAUCGAAGAAGGAGAAGAUAACAAGAAGAAGAAACAGAAGAAAACGGCGACGGAUAACAACAACAACAACAACACGAAGAAGAAGAAAGAAGAUAGCAUCAUCAACGCACCGAAAAGAAGGCAGAUUCUCGUCGCGAAAAGCGCCUCCUCGGAGGUUUCCGUGGUUGAUUUUUCCGAUGGAUUUGACCAAGCGAAGAUUGAAACCACGUUUCGCGUGGAAGACGCAAAAUCCAACGCUCCCGCGCCGACGUCGAAAACGAACGGGAAAAGAACCGUAUCGUUUGGUUUAUCCCACGAUGGCGCGUUCCUCGCCUGUGGUAACGGUACCAGAGAUGGCAUCGUCUACGUCUACGAUUUAAACGCGAAGAAAAAUGGAAACGACGGUCUUAGCGACGACGCCGCUCAACCUUCUUCGCCUUUACUCGCGGCGAAACUCCUCCCUCACGAGCGUCACUCGGGCACCAUGCUCGACGUCAUCCGCUCGUGCGCGAUCGCCAAAGACUGUCGACACGUGUUAGGCACUACCGACGCGAACGACGGUACCAACAGAGCCGGGAUUGUUUUCCGAUACGAAAUCAUCCCGGAACAACCGAAAGAAUACGAACCGAAAAGCGAAGGAGGAGAAAAAGAAGAAGCCAUUGAAGCCGUCGUUGAGGAUAAGGAAAACUAA